Molecule: messenger RNA, 2073 nt
Organism: Prorocentrum cordatum
Lineage: Eukaryota; Dinophyceae; Prorocentrales; Prorocentraceae
Source: the annotation of a GenBank genome assembly
GGUCGGCGCUGGUCGGGCGGCAGAAGACGGUGAAGGCUUUUGAGUACCUGGUCUAUCGAGCAAUGGCGUGGGAUUCCCUCAAGGAGGUGCACCUGCAGGCCAUGAAGGAGAAGGCCGUUGAGACGUCGGAGGCGCUCAACGUGCAGCACAGGGCAGACGGCGCAGCCAAGGGCGGCGUGGUCUUCCUUGGGGGAAGCCUGCUGUCGCAGGUCGGCGACCUCCAGGAGCGCGUGGCGGCUCACCUGGGCAGGGCGGUGCCCGUGGUCAACGCCGCCUACGCGGGGACGACGACGACCCUGGUGCACGAGUCUCUCGAGGCACUCGCUCUGCGGCACAAGCCCGCGGUUCUGGUCUACGCGUGCGGCAGCCACGACCUCUUCUGCGGCUCGAAGGCCGCGGAAGCGGCCGCUGCCAUCCGGGCCUCCCACGCGGCCCUGCGCGAGAGGCUGCCGCAGGCGCGCGUCGUGCUGGUGGCCCUCCCCGUGACGCCGCUGCACCGCGCCUUGGCGCAGGAGGAGGAGGUGAAGAAGCUGAACAGGCUCCUGAAGACAUCGUGGCAGGUGAUGGGGGCAAGACCUUCCUGCUGGAGCUCGACCCUUUGUCCGAAGCGCCGCCCCAGGACGUCUACCUGCCCGACGACCACCACUUCUGCAGAGCAGGGCGCGAGAUGCUGCUGGCAGCCCUGCUCCCCGUACUCAAAGAGCAGCUAGCCGCAGCUGGCGUGUGCGUCGGCAAGCCGGGCUGAGAGCUGAAGAACCCAACUUUGCGGCGCCAGUGAGCUCGGCCGCAACGCGCGGCGCUGCAUUCCGUGUGAUGGCCCCCCCCGUUACACAAUGUGUCUUGCUCCUUUCCUGCGAUCACAUGUGCAUCCACUUCCGCGCCCUCGCGGGCUGGGCUCCGGGGGCGCGACGUCCCUCGCGUGCGCGGCCGCACGGUUUGCGCCCCGCGCGAGGCGCCCGCCCAACAGGCGCUUCGCGGGAGGCCACGCCUUCGUCCUGCUGGUGCUGUUCGCCCCCCCGCUCACGCUGUGCGCUUCGCUCCUGGUCAGCCUGGACGUGGUGUUCUUCGUGGGCCGCUGGUGGCUCUCGCCGCUCCUCCUGCUGCCGCUCGCCCUGAUCUUCCCUCUGCUCACCGUCGUUAGGCCUAGGCCGACGGGUCUCAUCUUGGCGAGCGUGCUCACCCCCUGCGUGGUCUUCAUCCUGGUCGGCGCCCACUACGCCUCCCACACCGAGGUGGCCGUGACCACGCUCAGGAGAGUCGCGAUUGCUUCGCCCUGGACGACAAGAAGGAGCUGGCGCGUGCCCACCAGGUCGCUGAGCAAAUUUACCGCGGGUGCGCCGAGGCGGUCUUGGGCACAGCGAGCGUGGCAGGCUGCCCCGGCUACAGGGAGGCGGCCGAGCAGUACGGCAGGUGCCGGGGCAGACAGCUCACCUCCAGUGGCGCGAGGAUCGCAAUUCGACUACCUCGAAUCUCUCGAGGUGCGCUUCCCGUGCGCCGGCAUCUGCCACCGCGGCCUGCGCCUCUGGGGCCCGGGCCGCGGCCAGGAGGCUCCCUCCUGCGGCCUCUUCGUGGCGGAGUGGAUGGGCGCCGCGCACACGCAGGCCGAGAUGGUGCUGGCGUACAGCACCGUCGUCGCCCUGGCGGCGAUCCCGGGCACUACCGUGGUGCUGCAGCCAUUUCUGCAGAAUUGGUACAUGCGGAACGCAUGGCCACAAUUAUGAUUUAGUUGAUCACGAGCCCUCUGGCGAAUUCGCUGAGGUGCUGAUACGAAGAAUAGAGGUAUCGUCUCAUUCUCAGCAACCAGAUGUGCAACUCAGGUGUUUGGACCGGUCUUAACAAAAGCCACUGCGAUGGAAGUCAUUGAUGUUGCUCCGUUUUGCUUGGACGUUUUUGCGUUGCGACGGUCUCUGAUGCUCUUCGGUGCUUAGGUCCACUCUGAUAGCUUCCAUUGCUUUACGUCAGAGUGCUGUGAUUCUUGAGGAGUCAAUCCCCGCGCGUUGGUUGUCCAUGGCUUGUGUUUUGUAUCGAUGGCCCUUCACUCGUGACUUGAGCGGCGGAGACAUGCUGUAGGAG